AUGCUCCACAGGUCAAGAGCUGGCACUGCUGCCUUCAAAUUUGUGUAUUUGAUGAUAAUGGGCGACUUCCACAUCGACUCAAAGGCUCUGAAAGCAACGCAAAAACUGGCAAUACAAUUCGUGAAGACCGUUUUAUCUAAUCAAGAUGAUUUCAUGUGGAAAAUAAGAAAGGUGGUUCGAGCUGCAUAUCAAGUCCGUUUCAAGACCACUCCUGGUGUAUUUAAGAUGUUGAAUGAUUUUGGGGGGCAAACCGCUUCGAAAAUGCAAGAUUUUGAAACAAAUGAGGCAGCGAAGGAAUAA
Botrytis porri is the source of this 300-nucleotide messenger RNA. RefSeq lists its product as uncharacterized. The transcript has a single exon. NCBI's taxonomy places the organism in Eukaryota, Fungi, Ascomycota, Leotiomycetes, Helotiales, Sclerotiniaceae. Bases 1 to 300 code for a protein of 99 amino acids. The record is from RefSeq and is a predicted model, not a curated record.